AUGAAAUCUUUAAUUGCUCUUUCUUGCGUAGGCUUAGCCUCUCUAAUUGCACAGGUAUCAGCAGCUCCCCUGAUUCCUGCUUUUUUAAACCCAGAAUCUGGAGAAGUUCUUGUUCGAGUCCCCAGACAGUUAGGAGAUAGACCACAACAGGCAUUCAGACCCCUUCGAAGAGAAGAUAACGAAGAUAUCUCCUUUGCUGAUCAGGAAACUGCCGCUGAUUCCUCUUAUGCUGCUCCUGCAGCUCCUCUCGGCCGUGUCAAGAUCCAAGUAUACAGAGGACCCUCACAGGGAUCAGGAUAUGAUACCUUUGCCCCUUGGGGGUACUACAACACACAGCCCCUUGAUCUCGACAAAUAUCACUAAUCCUGAACAGUCCUCCUAGUUUGACCAAACAUCAAAACUAUUUUUUUUCACGUAGCAGUUUAGGUAAUUAAACUGUGAUUGUAUUUCUGUAGUAAAUAUAAAUAGAAAUAAAUAAGAUAAACUUUUUUAA
Eurytemora carolleeae is the source of this 493-nucleotide messenger RNA. RefSeq lists its product as uncharacterized. NCBI's taxonomy places the organism in Eukaryota, Metazoa, Arthropoda, Copepoda, Calanoida, Temoridae. The record is from RefSeq and is a predicted model, not a curated record.